AUGUUGGAGAAUCAAUCUAGUGCCACUGAAUUUUAUCUCCUUGGCUUCCCUGGCUCCGAAGAACUACACCAUGUCCUUUUUGCUAUCUUCUUCUUCCUCUACUUAGUGACAUUAAUGGGAAACACAGUCAUCAUCAUGAUUGUCUCUGUUGAUAAACGUCUGCGGUCCCCCAUGUAUUUCUUCCUUGGACACCUUUCUGUCCUGGAGAUCCUGGUCACAACCAUAACUGUCCCCAUGAUGCUUUGGGGAUUGCUGCUCCCUGGGAUGCAGACAAUAUCUUUGAGUACGUGCAUUGCCCAGCUCUUCCUGUACCUCGCUGUGGGGACGACAGAGUUUGCAUUACUUGGAGCGAUGGCUGUGGACCGUUAUGUGGCCAUCUGUAACCCUUUAAGAUACGACAUCAUUAUGAACAACCGCACCUGCAACUUGGUAGUAAUCGUGUCAUGGGUGUUUGGGUUCCUUUUUCAGAUUUGGCCAGUUUACGCCACAUUUCAGCUCACUUACUGCAAAUCAAAUGUUGUAGACAAUUUUUUCUGUGACCGAGGGCAAUUGCUCAAACUAUCCUGCAAUGAUACUCUUUUCACAGAGUUUAUCCUCUUCUUAAUGGCUGUUUUUGUUCUCUUUGGUUCUUUGAUCCCUACCAUUGUCUCCUACACCUACAUCAUCUCCACCAUCCUCAGGAUCCCCGCGGCCUCUGGCCGGAGGAAAGCCUUCUCCACCUGCGCCUCCCACUGCACCUGUGUCGUGAUCGGCUACGGCAGCUGCUUGUUCCUCUACGUGAGACCCAAGCAAACGCAGGCAGCCGAGUACAACAGGGCAGUGUCCCUGAUGGUUUCUGUAGUGACCCCUUUUCUGAACCCUUUCAUCUUCACCCUCCUGAAUGACAAAGUUAUAGAGGCCCUUCGGGAUGGAGUGAAACGCUGCUGUCAGUUAUUCAGAAACUAG
This is a messenger RNA of Galeopterus variegatus (Sunda flying lemur), 945 nucleotides long. RefSeq names its product olfactory receptor 9A4. The coding region runs from base 1 to 945 and encodes 314 amino acids. Gene Ontology annotation, biological process: G protein-coupled receptor signaling pathway. Gene Ontology annotation, cellular component: membrane. Gene Ontology annotation, molecular function: olfactory receptor activity; G protein-coupled receptor activity. Lineage: Eukaryota; Metazoa; Chordata; Mammalia; Dermoptera; Cynocephalidae. The transcript has a single exon. The record is from RefSeq and is a predicted model, not a curated record.